AUGAGCAGUCUUGCCGAGCUUCCAUCGAGAGGUAUUGUCGCUCCUGGUGCUGUCGAUGCGCCGGGCAGGACACGGAAGCUUCCUGUUCUCUUGUCAUCCGUCCCCUCCUCUAGUCCAUCGACGAGCGAUUCGAUGGAAGUCACUCCGCCUUCUCCGGCCGCCAUCACAGGUGGCACACAUCCCGUUCAUGGCACGCCCGACAGUGACCGAGCGGGCGCAAACACCACGACGACUUCCAAUGGCUCUCCUGGUACCGGAAAUCCUAGCAAUCAUGCGACUCAUACCCAGGCUAUUGGGGCUGCUGCUGCGGCCCAGCAACCCAAAGUUGUUCAGACUGCGUUUAUCCAUAAACUGUACAAUAUGUUGGAGGACCAGAGCAUCCAACAUUUGAUUUCCUGGUCCAACACGAAUGACAGUUUCGUCAUGUCUCCUACCUCGGAAUUCUCUAAAGUGCUUGCUCAAUACUUUAAACACACGAAUAUUUCUUCGUUUGUGAGGCAGCUGAACAUGUAUGGCUUUCACAAAGUGAGCGACGUUUUUCAUACUGGCUCCCCCGACUCGGCUUUGUGGGAAUUUAAACACGGAAAUGGGAAUUUCAAACGAGGCGACCUCGUCGGGCUGCGGGAAAUCAAGCGACGAGCAUCGCGCCAUGCUUUGAUCCACCGAGACUCAUUCCCCGGCCACAAGGCCGUCCCGUCCCAACCAGGUACGCCGGCGGAGCCCGUCCCCGAUGCUACCGAAGCGCGAUUGAUGAACCUGGAACACCUGCUGUACGACAUGCAUAAUCGCCUCAACCGGGCCGAGGAGGGCAAUGCAGCGCUCAAUUCCAGAUGCCAGGCUAUGGCAGAGAGUAUGAGCAGAUGUUAUCAUUGGACGUAUUCUAUAUCCCGGUUCUUGCAAGGAGUGAUACCCGAUCGUGAGAGUGCUCUAUAUCGAGAUGUAACCAGUAUGCAAACAGAGCUGGAAAAACAUCUCGACUCUGUGCGGGCUCUCGAACACCCUCCGGAUAUGUAUCUUUCUGUCCGACACCCUCAUGUGCCAAGCGUCGCUAUAGAGCCAGGUCCGCCUUUAUCACCCCGACAAAUGCCACAAGACGAUAGCCGUCGACCGUCAAUGGCAGAUCGCCCAAAUAAUAAUACUAUGAUUCGACCGCCGGUACCCGCUCACUUGUCUGUUUCGCCUCGCCGUUAUGGCUCAAUUGGUGCGGCAAAUUCGCCCCCCCACUACAGUCGACCCCAGAUCCCAACAGUCGUUACCCCGCAACCUCCAGUCCCACAUCCUCUUUCAUCCGUGUCUUCUCCUCCAGGGCCCAACCUGGCACGCCGACAUACUUCAGCAGACAUCCGCCAGCACGGCUGGCCGCCACCUGGUGUAUCUCCGUUCCCACCUGGCCAAGCGCCGCCCUCGCAUGCACCUCAUGGUCCUUGGUCUCCAUCCCCGCAUCGGACACAACAAGCGUCCAGCGAUCAACAAGUGCGGGAUGUAUUAGCUCAGUAUGAGAUGGGAGCGCCACGGCGCUUCCAGGACACCUCGCGGCAUGCAACACCUCCGCUAAAUCCUGAUCAACAACCGGGACCCACAGACAACGGAUGGGGGCUUGGCGGGCCUAGGUACCCUCGACACGAGUCUUCGUUACCUGCUACUCGCCGAUCCAGCAUGGCAAGCAAUGUUCAUUCUCUACUCAAUCCGGCCGACACAGCGGAAAGACCUGAUGAGGAGCAUGCGGCCGAAGAUCGGAAACGGAAGCGGCUGGAGUAA
This is a messenger RNA of Aspergillus calidoustus, 1758 nucleotides long. NCBI's taxonomy places the organism in Eukaryota, Fungi, Ascomycota, Eurotiomycetes, Eurotiales, Aspergillaceae. The record is from the annotation of a GenBank genome assembly.